AUUUUCUUUUCUCGGCUGCAUUCCUAACGUUUUUGCAUUGGCGCCUCAACCAUUGUUACUAGCCAGUUGCUUGUAGCUUCUGAUACCGGUUGCUUUGGUACAAUGGUAAGUGUCUGUUACAUUUUAUAAAAUGUAGACCUCCAACCCACGAUAUCGAACCACCCAUCAAACUGAACGACCUAUCAUCAACUUGCACCAAUUUAAUGCAUAUGGUUCUCCCAAGUAUGCCAAAAGUCAUUCAAUGAAAAUAGCUGUUCAAGACAGUGUGGAUGAAGAUACACUGGUAUCAAUUGGAAAGACUCUUCUUUUCAUCUGAGCCUUUAUCAACUACAUCAUGCUAUCCACUCAUGUGGGCAACCAUCUGAAGCAGUCAACGUUAACAUACCAACUUUACAAAUGCCACAUGAUGACUUUUUUGACAUGUAUGAUAACACUCUCAUCCAUUUUUCAGACUAUUUUUUUAUUCCAUUGUCGUCGUUGCCUGCAAAUUUUUUGGCUUGCGCAAGCUGACAUUUUAAAAAAGGAGGCCAUAUAACUGAGUUUCUAAGUCAACGUGACUUCGACGUCAUCGUAUGAGAUUGCAACGGUUGGGGGGAAGGGAAAAUUUUUCAGUGUUUGCGUGUAGUUUAUAGUACAAUUGUACAACGAUCCUCUGAGUGCCAAGAAAAAAAAGCCGGUUUGAGUGCAAAGGAAAUAGAAGCUACCGCUCCAUUUCAGAAGCAAGAAGCACUAAAUCCCAUUAGCAUUCGCAACGUUCCAGUUGCUAAGCAUAGCGGGACACAUACUAUAUAUUACCUCUGUGUGCUCUGAAUUGACCUAGUAGUCAUCAAUCAGCACAGAUGGUGUCACGAUUUCGAGUUAAGAAGCUUUCCCCCAAGCACCCGCUCACUAUCUACAAAGAGUCUCAACUCCCUGACAUCCAUGACAUUGGGAACCUUCAACGUGCAGUACCUCUGAUAGAGACUGGCGUUGAUAAGGACGAGGAAGACGAGGUUA
Messenger RNA from Umbelopsis ramanniana AG, 996 nucleotides. RefSeq lists its product as uncharacterized. Bases 335 to 535 code for a protein of 66 amino acids. The record is from RefSeq and is a predicted model, not a curated record. NCBI's taxonomy places the organism in Eukaryota, Fungi, Mucoromycota, Umbelopsidomycetes, Umbelopsidales, Umbelopsidaceae. The transcript has a single exon.